Molecule: messenger RNA, 2141 nt
Organism: Polypterus senegalus (gray bichir)
Lineage: Eukaryota; Metazoa; Chordata; Cladistia; Polypteriformes; Polypteridae
Product: C-X-C motif chemokine 11-1
Exons: 4
Coding region: 229-591 (120 amino acids)
Biological process (GO): chemokine-mediated signaling pathway; antimicrobial humoral immune response mediated by antimicrobial peptide; cellular response to lipopolysaccharide
Cellular component (GO): extracellular region
Molecular function (GO): chemokine activity; CXCR chemokine receptor binding
Source: RefSeq, a predicted model, not a curated record
GUGUUUACAUCCGCCUCUAAAAUACACGUGUGAGAAACAGGCAUUUCAACUCGUAUUAUCGCCAAAUUAUGUUUUAAACAAUCGAACUUUAAAAUCAGGUUUCGAUGUUAGGGGAAUUUGGCUUAGGCAUUGCCAAGUUUCCGUCCAUCCCAAACGUUUUCCAAUAUAAAACCGAAAGUUCUUGUGCUAUUUGAAGGUCUGACGAAGCUGACACUUAGCAUAAGUAAAAUGCAUGUUUGGCUGGCAGCAGUUGCAGUUCUUACUGUCUGCAUCGCAGAUAGUGAAGGGUUGAUGCCAGGCAGCAGGCUGAGAUGUAUUUGUUAUGGAAAGAAGUGGAACAACAUCAGGUUACACCAAAUAAAUACAGUGACCAUGCACCCAAAAAAUCAGUACUGCGACAAUAUUGAGAUUGUUGCUAUCUUAAAAAAUGGACAGAAAGUUUGCCUUAAUGAAAACUCAAAAAAGGUGAUGGAGAAAAUUGAAAAGUUUGGUCAAAAGAGCUUCCCUAAAAAACAGCACCUUCCCAAGAUGCGUGGAAAUAAACGCAAGAAUGGGCGCAAAAGAAACAAAGGAAGAAAAAACAAACAAUAAAUAGUGAAGAGGUGCUCUGACUCUUCAUAACUUGCAUGCGUUUGCUCAUAGUGCUUUGUUACAUUUUUAUUGUAUCAAUGUAAUCGAUUUAUAAUGCAGUACACUUUCAUGUAUUAGAAAUACUUGAUUUUGGUCGGGAUAAAAAGUUUUAAUCCAUGAUAAUUAUAACCUUAAAAUCAUAAACUUAAAUAGUACAGAAAGCCUUUGCUUUCUGCAGUGUGUUUGUAAUAUUAUAAUUUUUUAAUCUUAUGGUUAAAUUCACACACACUACUUUUAUAUAAUGAAUGUUUUCAAUUUAACCUACCUUUUAAAAAGUUGUUUAAAAUCACAAAAACUUUUAUGUAGGGCAAUUGCUAAGCAUUAAUAAAACAGGCAAAUAUAACUGGUCUGUCAUCAGUUUCUGGUCUUUUUUAUGUUGCUUAUUCUGCAUCUUUGGCGGUGUGUUGUCACAGCAAGGACUGGUGACCCUUCCCUGUGUAGGAACCAAAGGAUAAGACUGUAUGAGGUUUCACUGGAAGACCUUAUUCUACAUGGUAGUCAUAGUUGACUUCAGAGUAGGAUCACUAUGUCUUUGGCUUGACAAAUCUGGCUGGGAUGCUGAACCUAGAACCAGACACUGUCUGUGAUGAGCCUGCAUAUUCUGCCUAUAAUCACAGCCAUUUUCUGCAGAUAUAUUGGUAUCCUACUAUAUUGUAAAGACCUUAGUAUUUGGCAGAAUAGUAACACUAAAGUUUUGCCUUAAUGAGGAGUGUAGGUGUGUGCAUAAGAAUGCCAUCUAUGGAUGCUUCCUGUCUUGUACAAAAAUUCAGAGAAAACAGACUUUAGCUCGCUGAGAUACAUUAUUGGAUUAAGCAUGUGAAUAAAUAAAUAAAAAACAAGUAAAUAACAUACCUAAUGUACUGUAAAUGCAACAGCUGAAAUAACAUUAAGAUCUCUUAUAACAUUACAAGAUGUUCACACUUUUAUUUUUGGUUGAAUAGAUUUCUGUAGAGCACUACUAACAGGACUACCUAAAAAAGGCAUCAAUUGGUUACAGUUAGCUAGAACUGCAUCUGAUUGAGUGGAUACAAGAAUCUUAGCCGGGAAAAGAAAUUCUGAACUCAACUCACUGGUCUUAGCAUUGUUACAAUGGGUACUUGUGUCCUUUAGAAUUGAUUUUCAAAUACUAUUCAUGGUAUAUAAAGCUCUAUAUAAUCUUGCUCCUUCCUGUACAUUGGAGUGCUUAUCUACCUUUCAUUACCAGCUGUAUGCUUUGUUCUUCUAAUAGUGUUCUGCUUAUUAUUUCAAGAGUAUAAAAGACAUGGUAAGGCAGCCUAUUAUGCAUCAAAAUUCUGGAAUACUUCACCAAUACAGAUACACCAGACUAACACCGUGAAUCAUUUUAAAAUACUUCUAAAAACUCACUUUUUUAAUUUGUCACUCUUAUAGCAGUAUUUUAAUUCUACUUUUAAUAUAUAUAUAUAUAUAUGUAUGCAUAGCAAUAUCAUAUUCUUCAUGGAUUCAUGGAUUUGCAAUCAUUAAUAAUCUCUACUUUUCUCUGGUUUUUUUUU